Molecule: messenger RNA, 1991 nt
Organism: Botrytis byssoidea
Lineage: Eukaryota; Fungi; Ascomycota; Leotiomycetes; Helotiales; Sclerotiniaceae
Exons: 4
Coding region: 1-1149 (382 amino acids)
Source: RefSeq, a predicted model, not a curated record
AUGUCCUUCACCAAUAUCCCGAUACUCGACCUCUCUCUCGCCAGAUCCCCAGAAACUAAACCCGACUUUCUGGAUCAACUGCGCCAUGCACUACUCGAAGUGGGAUUUCUAUAUCUGAAGAACGUUGGGAUAACCCAGGAAUUAAUAGAUAAUGUUAUCGAGGAAGGGGUCAAGUUCUUUGAUAUACCUCUGGAGGAAAAGACCAAAAUCCAAAUGGUCAACGCGCCCUCAUUCCUAGGCUACUCCCCCCUCUCUGCCGAAAUCACCGCCCACGCGAUCGAUCAACGCGAACAAAUCGAUCUCUCCACUCCCCAUCCCAUCCCUACUGCUACCGAUCCCCUCCACUACAAUCUCCUCGCUCCCAAUCUCUGGCCCUCGCCCGCCUAUCUCCCUAACUUCCGUCCCGUUUUCGAAUCAUACAUUAAACAAAUGGGUGAUAUAUCCAUAUUGUUCACCAGUUUGAUCGCAGAAGCCAUUGGACUCCCCUCGAAUGCAUUUGAGCGAUAUUUCGAUGCCGAUCAACAGCAUAAAUUAAAAGUGGUUAAAUAUCCGGAUUUGAAGGAAUUGGGUCUGCGGCCCGAACAAGAGGGUCAGGGAGUAGGUCCGCAUAAGGAUUCCAUGUUGACGUCAUAUUUAUUGCAGGUUGGGGAUAAGAAGGGGCUACAGGUGCAGAAUUUGAGAGGGGAGUGGAUUGAUUGUCCGCCGAUUGAAGGGACGUUGGUGGUGGCUAUUGGACAGGGAAUGGAGGCGCUGACGAAGGGGGUUUGUAUGAGUACUACGCAUAGGGUCUUGAGUCCACAGUAUGGAGGGGGGCCGAGAUAUAGUGUGCCAUUUUUUCAGGGGGUGAGGGGUAGUACGAGGUUUGAGGAGUUGAAUGAGGUGGGGAUUGGGGAGGUGAAGGAGGAGGUUAAGCAGAUGAGGAGAAAGGUUUUGGAGAGUGUGGGGGGUAGGUUGGAUGAUGUGGAGUUUACUUUUAGAGGGGGCGGAAAGGCGGAUACGCUAGGGGAAGCGACGUUGAGAAAUAGGAUUAAGAGCCAUGUGGAUGUGGGAGAAAAAUGGUAUCCAGAAAUUCUUGCCGAUAUAAGAGCAGAGCAAGAAGCGGAACGCAGACAAAAGGGUUUACCCGUUACUCCACCCGCAGAAACAUAAGGCAGAGAUUCAUUGUCUCAAACAAAUUCAAUAGUCCAUAUGAACCCAACUAAGUCAAGCCCCUUUUCGUUGUUGUAUGCCGAUCCGAACUACCUGACUGGUCCCGAUCCAUUACUCAUCAUGCGAGGUAAAACACACAUUUGUAGAUAAGAUGCAGAUUGUUCUGGUUCAGAUAGCUAGUCUGCUGGCUUGUGAAUAAACGCCUUUAUAUCUCCCGCCCAUGCGCCAAUCGCUUGUUCUUCUUUCGCAAAUUGAUAUCAAUCCUCUGAUCAUCGAAACCCAAAAAUUUCCUCUACCACAUCUGCCCAACCGUAAAAUAUCGUGUCUUCGUCAUUGCGUCGUACGAAAUCGUAAGAUGAGUCGCACAAAGAAGUGUCGAGGAUUUAUUUCUUGCCAACUAAUGCAGCCUGCUGAGCCAUAAACGAUGGGAAGCAGAGUUCCGGUCCUUUUGAGUGUUUGUUCAUGGCGUGUUCAGUGAGACUGGAAGUCUAGUGGUCUUCAAGAAAGUGGUCUUGCAAACCUCGCAUUGAAUAUCCUUUGCUGACUCGUUGACCUUCAGUUGCGACUUUGCGACACCCUUCUCAGCAUCUUUUUGAUUGCGUGCACGCUUGGAAGCUGCUUUUGCGCCCUUACCUCCUCCCAUUUUCAAAGAUGUUUUGAUUGAAUUAAGAAGUUAUUAAAUUGUGUAUAUGGAUGUAUGUAUGUAUGAAUGAUUGAAGUGAUCCGAGACUUUCUUGAUUUCUUGAAGAAGAAGAAGAAGUUGGGGGGAAAGAGAAGAGAAGAGAAGAGGAGAAAAAUAAGAAGUUCUGGAACUUUUUAAUGCGUGUACCAAUAAUAUUUUU